AUGAGCAACAAGGCUGACUCAAUGGACGGCGGCAAAGCAGCGUUCAGGAAGUAUUUGGAGGAGCAUGGAGUUAUUCGUCAGCUCACCCGUGUACUCGUUGGGCUUUAUGAAGCUCCUGAAAGGCCACUGAAUGCACUCGAUUAUAUCAAGUGUCACCUCGGAGCCCCAACAAGCGUUGAGGUAGAAGCUCUCCGCUCUGAAGUACAGAACCUAACACGGGAAAACGCCACACUUAAAGGCAAGGUGGAGAAUCUACAGCAAGAGAUUGCAGUUUUACAGCGAGAGCUUGCAGAUUAG
Molecule: messenger RNA, 297 nt
Organism: Cyclospora cayetanensis
Lineage: Eukaryota; Apicomplexa; Conoidasida; Eucoccidiorida; Eimeriidae
Product: c-Myc-binding protein homolog
Exons: 2
Coding region: 1-297 (98 amino acids)
Biological process (GO): regulation of DNA-templated transcription
Cellular component (GO): nucleus
Molecular function (GO): transcription coactivator activity
Source: RefSeq, a predicted model, not a curated record